Messenger RNA from Polyodon spathula (Mississippi paddlefish), 1191 nucleotides. Its product is annotated as G-protein coupled receptor family C group 5 member B. Gene Ontology annotation, biological process: G protein-coupled receptor signaling pathway. Gene Ontology annotation, cellular component: intracellular membrane-bounded organelle; extracellular exosome; plasma membrane. NCBI's taxonomy places the organism in Eukaryota, Metazoa, Chordata, Actinopteri, Acipenseriformes, Polyodontidae. Gene Ontology annotation, molecular function: G protein-coupled receptor activity; protein kinase activator activity. The annotation marks the transcript as partial. The record is from RefSeq and is a predicted model, not a curated record. The transcript is spliced from 3 exons.
AGAGAGUCUACGGGAGGAGGGAGGACUCUCCUCCUCCUCCCUCCUCCUCCCCCUCCUCCUCCUCCUCCUCCUCUCCCAGCACUCCGAAGCCAGCAACAACAGCACCACGGCCCAGGGCUGCGGGGCGGGCCUGGACCCUGUCUACUCCUACCUGUGCGACACGCAGGCCAGCUGGGGCAUCGUCCUGGAAACGGUGGCGGCGGCCGGCGUGGUGGUCACCCUGGCCCUGAUCGUGGCCUUGGUGGGCACCGUCCCGUUCGUCUCCAACGUCAAGAAGCUGGCCAGCGUGGCCGUGCAGCUCUACCUGCUCCUGGGGACCCUGGGCCUCUUCGGCCUGACGUUCGCCUUCAUCAUCCAGCUGGACCAGCGCACCUGCCCGACCAGGGUCUUCCUCUUCGGGGUGCUCUUCGCCAUGUGCUUCUCCGCCCUGAUCGCUCACGAAGCUCGCCUGCUGGGGCUGGUAAGGAGGGAGCAGACGCCGCUCGGGGGCUGGGCGGCUCUGGGCGUGGCGCUGGGCCUGACCCUCGUGCAGGUGAUCAUCGCCGUGGAGUGGCUCCUGACCGUGCUGGUCCGCGACGGCAACCCCUGCUCCUACAGCCAGGGGGAGUUCGUCAUGCUCCUGAUCUACGUGAUGUUCCUGAUGGCGCUGGGCCUGGCCCUGGCCGCGUUCACGUUCUGCGGGGCCCACGGGAAGUGGAAGAAGCACGGCUGCUUCGCGUUCGUAACCCUGAUGCUGUCGCUGAUGAUCUGGGUGGUGUGGAUCGUCAUGCUCACCCGGGGGAACGCCGAGCUGGGGAAGAGGCCCCUGUGGGACGAUCCCGUGUUGAGCAUCGCUCUGGUUUCCAACGCCUGGGUCUUCCUGGUGUUCUUCACGGUCCCAGAGCUGCACUUCCUGAGCAGGAAGGGGAAGGAGAGGGUGUGGGAGGAGCCGGCCUCGGCCCUGCCCACGCUGACCUACAAGAAACACGGAGCGGACAACCAGGCCUACCUGUCCGAGAACCGCGGCGCUCAUGAAUCUCCCUACGCUCCCACGAUGCCAAUGAAGAAUUUGAGAUCCAAGCCGGACUUCACAAUCCCGCGCCCCCAAACCACUGCUUCAAAAGAGCACCCCUACAGCGACUACUAUGGGACCCAUAUCAACAGCCCUGAAUAACAACUCACAAUACACUGAGAUACACUGAGACACACUGA